GAGCUGCCCCCCUGAUCGCUCCCAGCAACGUCACUCUCCGGUGCCUGGGUUUUGCUAACACCCCACCCCCCCGCGUUCUCCUCCUGGAGCAAGGGGAGGAGGGACUUGGCCAAAUUAAAAAAGAAAAAAAAAGCAAGGGGGGGGGAAGCCCCGCAGGCACACUCCACGGGGGGGGGGGGAAAGAGAGAGAUUUCCUCCUCCAGUUGCCUGCUGCUGCUGCUGCUGCUGCCUUUCCCCAAGCGAUGUUCCAGACAUUAUACAACUACUUCUGGUGGGACCGUCUCUGGUUGCCAGCAAAUCUGACCUGGGCCGAUCUUCACGACCAUGAUGGACAGGUCUUCGCCAAAGCCUCCGACCUCUACGUCACCAUCCCUUUCGCCUUCGUCUUCCUCGCUGUCAGGCAUCUCUUUGAAAUGUAUGUGGCCACCCCACUAGCUGGUCUUUUGAAUGUCAAGGAGAAAGUCCGGUUAAAAGCUACUCCAAAUCCCGUACUAGAAAAAUUUUACAUGGCUUCAUCUAAACACCCUAAACAGGUAAUCUGUCUAAUGAAGACAGACGUUGAGGCCCUCUCAAAGAAAAGUGGAUACUCCAUGCGGCAGAUAGAACGCUGGUUCCGACGUCGGCGCAACCAGGACCGACCCAGUUUGCUCAAGAAAUUCCGGGAGGCCAGUUGGAGAUUCACCUUUUACCUUCUUGCUUUCAUUGCUGGCAUGACUGUGAUAGCAGAUAAACCCUGGUUUUAUGAUCUGCACGAAGUGUGGAAAGGCUAUCCUAUUCAGGACAUGCAUCCAUCCCAAUACUGGUACUACGUCAUCGAGCUGUCUUUUUAUUUGUCUCUGCUGUUCAGGAUUGCCUCCGAUGUGAAGCGUAAGGACUUCAAGGAGCAGGUCAUCCACCAUGUAGCAACCAUCAUUCUGAUCAGCUUCUCCUGGUUCACAAACUACAUCCGGGCAGGGACCCUCAUCAUGGCCUUGCAUGAUGCUUCCGACUACCUGCUGGAGUCGGCAAAAAUGUUCAACUAUGCCGGCUGGAAAAACACUUGCAAUAACAUCUUCAUUGUUUUUGCUGCUGUCUUCAUCGUUACACGCAUCAUUAUCCUGCCUUUCUGGAUUCUGCACUGCACGAUAGUCUACCCCUUGGAGAUGUACCCGCCUUUCUUCGGCUACUAUUUCUUCAACCUCAUGAUGGUGAUCCUCCAGUGCCUGCACAUAUUUUGGGCGUAUCUCAUUAUCCGCAUGGCCCAGAAGUUCUUAACUGGAAAGACCGUGGAGGAUGAGCGCAGUGACCGUGAUGAGACGGAUAACACGGAGGGCGAGGAGGAGAAGGCUGUAGCCAAGGCCACUGCGGCAGCCGGCACAAAGAACGGCCCUCUUACCAACGGGCACCCCAUCUUGAACAAUAACCAUCGGAAAACAGAGUGAUCUCCAGUUCCGGCUCACCUGGUUGCUACUGAGAGAGGUGCCAGCUGAUCGGUUUUUGUUUGCUGUUUUUUUUUUAGAGGCCAACCAAAUCUUUCCACAAGGAGAACGAUGGAAUUCCACCGGGAGUGCAAGGAGCCGUCUCCUCCUUUCUCCCCCCGCCCCCAUUCCUAAUCAUUUCCACCCCUUCCUGAAAAUGCCAGUUAAAUUCUAGAUCUCAUUUCAAGGUGGACUUUGAAGCUCCUGCUGUCCUACAGAUUCCACAAAAUAACACCACCCCAAAGGCCUCUUCUGACCAGAGCUCCGGCAGCAGAAAGGGAGCUCUUAUAUUUCCCCCCGCCCGGGAGACUGGGGAGUGAUGGCCACAUUCUCCACCCGCCUCACCAAACUGCCUUAAAAAACCAUUGCAAGAAGCAGAAAUGAACCUUGGGACUGUUCUCGUUCUCCCCCCACCCACCCGAUGACCACAAAAUACAAAUUCCAUGAUGGCCAAAAACCUCUGCAGGAAAGGAGGCCACGAGAUGGGCAGGAACUCUUUUUACCCCGCCACUUUUUGAUAUGUGUUUGUUCCUAAACCAGUAAUGGCCCUCAAGCGCACCACGACCUGUCUUUAAGUGGCUGGUUUUCAUUCCUUCCUGUGCCAAAUCCCUUCUGGAAAGCGCUGGCAGAAAGCUGGGUUUCUCCUGCAGUUGGGACUGUGCUUCCAGCAGGUGAUCGGAGUAGAAAGACCUUCCACAAAGGCAGCCUGUGCCCAGUAUGCAAAUCCUUGGGUUGCCUGUGUGUGUGGGGCAAGAUUGUGUAUUUAACCCUUGCUGCAGUAGCUCUUGUUAAUGGUGACCUCUUUCCCCUUGAUGCUGCAGGAGCUGAGGAAGAGUGUCCAACCUGCUUAUAUGAGAUGCUGUCCUACAUUUUCUGUUGCAGGGGUGGUGAUGCUUCUGCUGGGGUUCAUACCUGUAAACAGGCAUGUGGGUCAUGUGUACGUAAGCAUACAGCCCAUCCACACUUGUGUGUGUAUACCGCCCCCCACACACAAACACUUCAACUAACGUCUGACCAAACACAGAUAGGAAACUCAUUCCCUUUGCACCGUUUAUGACUUCUAAAUCCUGCAAAACUGUGUGUGUGUGUGGGUUUUGCACAAACUCUCAUUGUGGGGUGGGGAAGCCAUGUUGCAGAAACUAGGGGUGUGCACGGACCAGGUUUUGUGGUUUGGUUCCAAUUCGAACCGAACCGUUGGUCUGUGAUCCGGUUCGGUUGAACUGGCCGGUCCGCUCGACCGAACCAGUUCGGUGAUUUUGAGGGGCUGUUCUGGUAAAGGAGGAAUCGAGUGAGGAUUCCCUUUUUACAAGGGCAGGGUUGGGGAAAUCCUUAAAGUCUAAAGGGCAGCUCGGGGAGGGAGUGGUGAGAGGUCACCUUUAAAAGUAGAUUAAAGUUCUUAUUGGCCUAGCAGCUGCUGCCGCCACUACACCUUGAAGCCCCUCGGUGCAGCCCAGGUGUGAGUUGCUCCCUUCAGCAGCCCGUCCGCAUGGUGGCACUUGCGAUUCCGGCCUCCACAGAUGCGUGGAGUUCAUUUGCGUGGCCUCCGCGCCUCCCUGGUGCCCUUGAGAAGACUUUUCAAGGAUUUCCCCCCUCCUUGGCUUGUAAAGGGAAUCCUCAGCAGAUUCCCCUUUACAAGUAUAGCCCUUCGAACCGUUCCACCAUAGAUUGGGCGUGGUUCAAAUGUGAAAUGGACUACCACUGGUUGAACAGUUGAACAGUCCUGGUUCAAGGCGAAGCAGUUUGAGAUCGAACCGUUCAUGCACACCCCCACCAGAAAUGUCCCACACUUUAUUAGGUGCUCCCAUAGGAGUCCCAUUAGGUGAUGGGAGUCUCUCUUUUCUCCACCUCACCUUCUGAAUUCUUGCUUGCUGCCUUCACACACAGGCUCUGUAAGCAAGGAUUUCCAUCCGCAAAAAGUAUUUAACAAGGAGAAGCUCUGGGCUCAAGAAUGGGCUUAUGCAGGGGAGAUCAUGUCUGAACAGAGACCAGGUUUUUUUGCCAGUGGCUGAUGCAAUGUUUACUGUAUCUGCCCUGCCAGGUAUUGGCGGAGGGUGGGCACGACAAGCAAAUUAAUAGGUCAGUUACGUAGAUGCUUUCUUCUAAAACAAAAACAACACAACCUCUCUUCACUUGCACACUACUUCCCUCUUUCCCUUGACAUUCAUACUGAUUUUCCCUCUCAUUUCUUAUGCAUCAGCCCCGCACCCACCAGAUUUUCCUAUUAAAAACAAGAAAUACACCCAACUUAGUUUAGUCAACACAUCCUUCCUCCUCCCCACCACCAAAAAACAAUGGUCCCUUUAUUUAUUAGAUAGGAUAUAAAAUAGUACAAGAGCAGAAUCUUUUAAAAGGUUCUGCACAGAACUGAAAAUCUGGAGAAAAUACUCAAAACAUGGGAUCAAAAUGUAAUUUUGGGAUUUGUGGGUUAUGCGCCCCCCCCCCCCCACCCAGCCCCCAGAGGAGAGGGUAGGAAGGUUACAAAAGGACCAUAACCUAUCUUCAGACCAAAAUGUGUGGUUUUUUUUUAAAAGUUAAAUAUAAAAACCUAAAUAAAACUAAUAAAACUUCAGUAAAAACA
This is a messenger RNA of Hemicordylus capensis (graceful crag lizard), 4035 nucleotides long. It is a transcript of the gene CERS2, whose product is annotated as ceramide synthase 2. The record is from RefSeq and is a predicted model, not a curated record. Gene Ontology annotation, molecular function: DNA binding; sphingosine N-acyltransferase activity. The transcript is spliced from 11 exons. Gene Ontology annotation, cellular component: membrane. Gene Ontology annotation, biological process: ceramide biosynthetic process. Lineage: Eukaryota; Metazoa; Chordata; Lepidosauria; Squamata; Cordylidae. Bases 243 to 1421 code for a protein of 392 amino acids.